CCGCCCGUUCUGCCGUGCCCCGGAUGUGGCCCCUGCUCGGGAAAAUGGCAGCGCCGGGGUGGGCGGAGGGAGCGUUCUAGCGCCCGGUGCCGUCCCCGCCAUGGCGGACCUGGGCCGGCAGCUGCACGAGUACCUCGCGCAAUCCAAGGCUGCUACCGCCGCCACCGGCCCCAGCGCGGUCCCCGCACCGCCGACCGGCGGCGGCUCGCAGGAGGAAGCGGGGGACGGCGGCGGGCUGCGGGCCUGGCUGGGGGCGCUGAACCCGUUCCCGUCGGGCGCUCCCCCGGGCGCCACGGUGUGGCCUUGGACGGGAGAGGAGGACCCGUGGCUGCCGGGGCUGUCGCGCUGGCAGCGGCUGGCGGGCAGCGGGCUGUGCGUGCUUCUGGCCGCGCUGUGCUUCGGGCUGGCCGGGCUGUGCGUGCCGCUGCUGCUGCUGCGCGCCCGCAAGUUCGCGCUGCUCUGGUCGCUCGGCUCGCUCUGUGCGCUGGGCGCCGCCGCGCUGCUGCGCGGGCCCGCCCGGCUGCUGCGGGAGCCCGGCCGCGGGGCGCUGCUGUACCUCGGGGCGCUGCUCGGGACGCUGUACGCCGCGCUGGUGCUGCGCAGCACCGCGCUUACCGUGCUGGGUGCCGCCGCGCAGCUCGGCACCGCAGCCGCCGCGCUCCUGGCCGCGCUCCCCGGCGGUGCCGCCGGCCUGCGCCGCCUCAGCGGGCUGCUCCGCGCCGCGGUGUGCGGCCGAGGCAAGGCGCUGCCUCUGUGAGACCGGCCCGGGCGCCGCGGUGAGCUCGGCUGUGCGGCCGCACCGGGGGAGGAGCGGCCGUGUCCCCGCUGGAGUCCCUCGCACGCGGACCGAGAGCCGGCUCCGAGACGGGGGACGCCGCUUCUCUUCGCCUCCUCCACGUCCUGACACGUUUUCCUCGCCAGCGCCCGAGAAGCAGCAGCCGGGCUGGCGGCCCGGAGCGGCCCCGGCGAUGCUUAGCUGUAGGUGCUGUGUGCGGGGUCAGCCUGCCGAGCCGCCCCCGAGCUCGUUCUUUGCCUUCCAGCGCUGUCAGCUCCACAGCCGUGCCUUGGCAUCGCUCCACCUCUGGGUGGGGAGCUGCCAGCAUCCCGCUUCUACCUCCAGCUGGGACCCUGCGGCUGCUGCAGCGGCUGCUGCGGAGCGAGAGAUCGGAGCCGAUGCGGUGCCAUUAUGGACUUGCCCUGAGGAGCAGCUGAGGAGCGCUAAUACACGAAGAUGAUUUAGCAAAAUGCGAUCGAAUCUGGGGGAGAACAUUGAAAAAUUAACUGGUAUUACCUCAUUUUGUGCUGACCCCUACACUAUGAACACAUACUGUUUUUGCUGUCACCUCAGACCAGUGGUGAAUAUGAAGACUGUGGCCACUGAACUGCAUUUCUUUCUAAAAAGCAGCUUUAAAAUAACCAUCCAGUAAGUGAAAAAAACUUUCCUCGGGUUGUGGAUCACAAACACUGCCCAUAAUUGUAAGGGGAGGGGGUGUUCCUGCAUGAUGAUGAGAGGAUGCAAAGAGCUAAUGUUGGCUAAGAGCAUUGGCAGGCACUGCUGCCUUACAGCGGCUCUUAAGGGACCAAAUUGGGCUUUAAAAGGGGAGCUUCAGCUCUCAGAACUUUACUGUUGUGUAUAUGUAUUGCUCUCUGAACUUGGGCAGGACUUGCUUACUUGUCACAGCAUGACCUUCAAAAAUAGAUUUGCCAGUAACUGGAGCUCUGCUUCAGUGCAGAAACCGAGCUGCCUUAGGAGGGUGCCGAGUUCAGGCUGACAGAGCUGGGUGCUCCAGUUUGGGCUGUGUGCUGGACUGCUGCAAGGAAAUGGGACAACGGGCCCUCACCUGCACAGAGCCACCAGUUGGCAGACUAGCAAGCAGUGGUGAUUGCCUGCAUUUUGGAAUUUUAACGUCAGCACCAUUGUAAUCUGUAGACAGCUGUGGCUAAAGGUGAAAAUGAAACUUCUCUGUACAUGAUAAAUCAAAAAACUAGGAACCAGCUCUCAGUAUUCUAAAUUGCUGAGAUUGCAGGAGGUAGUACUGUUGCCCCAUCUGAAAUACAAGUUUGCCUAAAUAGAACCCUCUGUAGUAAUAGCUGCUGCCGCUCCUUCCUCCUCGAGGAGCGUUACUGACUGCCCCGGGGCCUCCACCAAAGGCUUCAUCCCUGUGGAAUCCCUCAUGGUGCUCUCCAUCUAGAGAACUGGACCUCCCAGAUUUUGGAGCUCUCUGUGAAGGUCCUGAAUUGCCUCGUCCUGCAAAGGAAGCACAGCCAGUUACUGGUGGCAAUAAAGAAGGGGAUUCUGUGAUGCUGGAGACAAGAUUUGGAUUUGAUGUUUGAAAAUUCCUCUGUUCUUAUAUUCCUGUAAGACUGGUCCUUACCUUCCCUGCUGGUAAAAUCAGAUAUUUACCAGCUCAGCUUUAUCCCCUCUGAACAGAGACGUUCUGGAUAAACUUAAUGCUGAAAACACAUGCCAGUGUUACUUAAGGGUUUCAGUCAAAGGGGCUUUUUACCUUUGCCCCUCUCCUCUGGAGGUCCACCUGGAGCAUCCAUGUCUCUGUGGUCAGAGGUUCCUGGUCCAUCAUGCCAGGGGCGUUUCCGUGGUGGCAGUGAGGCCAUGUCCAUGCCCUGGAGUGAAGAGGAACGUUCUCUGUUGGCUGGAGAGUGCCCAUCAUGAGGAGGGUGAUCUGGACGAGGACCUGUGCAUGAAAACACAGGAUAAGAUUCCGGUUUCCGCCCUCCUUCAAAGCGUGGGAAUUCAUCUGGAGUAGGAAGCAAACCCUUCCGAACUCCUGAGCAGUGAGAGAAGCAGGAGACAGGAGUGAGAAGAGACAUUGUAUUCAUGAAAAUAACGGUGUCUGCCCAAGAAAAUGCCUUUCCUUCCUCACCCUUGCCUUUCUGCAUGGAAGAACAUUCCCCUUACCUCUGAGAGCACCUCGACCUCGCCCCCGAGCACCAUGAUCCCUUCCUCUGGAGUUUUCAUCCGGAGAGUCAAAAGCAUCAUCUGGCCCAAAAUCUUCAGGGCCAGGAAAGCCAUCUCUGCCCCUGGGUCCCCGGCCCUCAUGUCUUGAGGGUCCUCCUCUUCGGAAGCUACAAGAAAGAACAUGAUACAAAUGUUGUUUUUAGGCAUCACUGAGUCAGCUUCAGUUUAAUUAUCAACUAAUUUCUGAACUGUUUUCACUUAAUGCUACAGCACAUACAGUUACUAGAACAGAAUUUGUAGGUGGGAAAGUGCUCAUUUCUGCCUUUGAGCACUUUGAUAGUAAGCUCUGUAACCUUCCUUUCCUAUUUCCUUCCACUGAUUAUACUGGCUUUUCAUACAAGAAAAAUAUUAUUAAACAUACUGCAUUCAUUUAAUGAAAAGUUGGGAAAAACAAUCAAUGAGCGAUGAUAGAUACAAGGUGAGGUAAGGCAAGGAAAAGUAGAAGUGAAUUCCACUUAAUUUUGAUGGUCUUACAUUCCCCUUCCCUUUCCAUUUCCAUCAUAAAACAAACAAAACA
Messenger RNA from Parus major (Great Tit), 3494 nucleotides. It is a transcript of the gene SFT2D3, whose product is annotated as SFT2 domain containing 3. Gene Ontology annotation, biological process: vesicle-mediated transport. The transcript has 5 exons. Lineage: Eukaryota; Metazoa; Chordata; Aves; Passeriformes; Paridae. The record is from RefSeq and is a predicted model, not a curated record. Bases 101 to 757 code for a protein of 218 amino acids. Gene Ontology annotation, cellular component: membrane.